Molecule: messenger RNA, 2823 nt
Organism: Cyclocybe aegerita
Lineage: Eukaryota; Fungi; Basidiomycota; Agaricomycetes; Agaricales; Hemipholiotaceae
Source: the annotation of a GenBank genome assembly
AUGGACAAGCUUUCCGCGUACCUCCCACGGAGUACGCACUCGUCCUCCUUCAGAGCCCUCCUCGGGGGUGUUCUCCUCGUCACCGUCGUGACUUUCACCUCGUUCAACGCAAUUCUUGACUGGCAACAGCAACAUACCGACAGAAUACCCAUCAACGCCUCCCAGAUACUCCAGAAGUGCCAAGCCCUGCACAUUCCUCCUGGCCCACCUGCCAACUUCCAUGGCCGUACCGAGUCAGACAGAUUCGUUCCCGGCACCCCAUCGACGUUGAUCAAGAACGCGACUAUUUGGACUGGACGCGUCGAAGGUCAUGAAGCUAUUGUAGGAGGUCUCCUUCUCGAUAAAGGAAUCAUCAAAGAGGUCGGAAGCAUCCCAACCAGCGUGUUACGCGCUUACAAGAAGCUGGUGGUUGUUGACGCAGGAGGCGCUUGGGUCACUCCUGGAAUCGUGGACAUGCACUCUCACCUUGGAGUCAAUAGCUCACCUUCACUCCGUGGUGCCGCUGACACCAAUUCGCGCAAAGGGCUCGUUCUUCCCUGGCUUCGCAGUCUUGACGGCCUCAACACUCAUGACGACGCCUACCAACUGUCGAUUUCGGGGGGAGUGACAACUGCAAAUGUUCUACCUGGUUCUGCUGACGCUAUUGGCGGACAAGCAUUCACUAUCAAGUUGCGGCCAACGUCCGAACGAUCUUCCUCUUCUUUGGUUCUUGAACCUCCUCACUCCUUAAAUGGCACGGAGUUUGACCCUUCCUUACCUCCUCGCUGGAGGCAAAUGAAGCAUGCCUGUGGCGAAAACCCCAGCCGAGUGUACUCAGGAACUCGAAUGGACACUAUCUGGGCCUUCAGAGAAGGGUAUGACACCGCGCGUAAGAUCAAGCAGUCGCAAGAUGCCUACUGCCAAAACGCGCUGGCAGGCAAAUGGAACGGACUAGGAGACUAUCCGGAAAACUUGCAAUGGGAAGCCCUCGUCGACGUGCUACGAGGACGUGUCAAAGUCCACAACCAUUGCUAUGAAGCUGUUGACCUGGACGGAAUAGUGAGAUUAACAAACGAGUUCAAAUUCUCUGUUGCGGCGUUCCAUCACGCUCAUGAGACUUACCUCGUUCCCGACCUUGUCAAGAAAGCUUACGGUCAAACACCGGCUAUCGCAUUAUUUGCGACAGAUUCACGAUACAAACGUGAAGCAUAUCGGGGCUCAGAGUUUGCGCCUCGAAUCCUGGCAGAUAACGGCUUAAGGGUUGUGAUGAAGAGCGACCAUCCCGUUUUGGACUCUCGUCAUCUUCUCUUCGAAGCCCAACAAGCUCAUUUCUACGGAUUACCCUUUAACCUUGCUCUUGGUUCUGUUACGACCACUCCCGCAACUGUACUGGGGUACGACCACAGAAUAGGCUUCAUCAAGAAGGGUUAUGAUGCAGAUGUUGUCAUCUGGGACAGCCACCCAUUAGCCCUCGGAGCGACACCCAAGCAAGUUUUCAUCGACGGAAUCGUUCAGCUCCAGAACCCGCAUGUCAAGACGAAACCCGAAGAAUUCCAACAAGUCCCAAAGACACCCGAUUUCACCAAGCAAGCUGAAGAUGCCGUCAAAUACGACGGCCUACCCCCUCUGGAACUGAAGGAAUCUGUUUCAGAUUCCUUCAUUUUCACCAACUUGAGCAGCCUGUUCUUGAAACAAGGGAAUAAGAUUCGAGAGGUUUUCUCAGUUUCUGAAGCUGGGUCGCCUGGUGUCGUGGUCGUGGAGAAGGGGCAGGUGUCAUGCUUUGGCACGUCCUUGGAGUGCCAGCUUGGGCGCUACGGCUCUGAUGUACAGAAAGUCGACCUGGAUGGUGGUUCCAUCACCCCCGCUCUCAUCAGCUAUGGAAGCCCGCUUGGCCUGAAUCACAUAGAUCAGGAAGCGUCAACAAAUGAUGGUUCGGUGUACAAUCCUCUGUCAGGUGGAGCACCGUCGAUACUUGGACAGGGUCCUGUAAUCCGCGCUGUAGAUGGUCUACAGUUUUCCACCCGCGAUGCGCUACUUGCAUAUCGUGCGGGCGUUACAGUGGGAGUGUCGUCUCCUAGUACAUCUGGAUUCCUCUCCGGACUUGGAACAGCGUUCGGGACUGGCAUCCGCCACCGUUUGGCUGACGGUGCUGUCUUACAAGAGACGACGGCCCUUCACAUCGAACUCGGCUCCUCCAGCCCCAGUGUCAGCACGCAUAUAUCGGCAGUGCGUCGCCUUCUCCUUGGCGAAUUGGAGGGCGACCUAGGUGCUCAGGCGCAGAGGGUUAUUCAGGGCGAGAUACCUCUUGUGAUCCAAGUACAGAGCGCCGACAUCAUUGCAACUCUAAUCAAGCUCAAGCAAGAAGUCGAGGCGUUCCACGGGACCACCAUCCAAUUGACGCUUGCCGGCGCCAAUGAAGCUCAUUUGUUGGCCAAAGAAAUCGGCCAGGCAGGGAUUGGGGUUAUUCUGGCUCCAUCUCGAUCUUUCCCCGGGACUUGGAGAUCCCAGCGGAUCUUGGCGGGCCCUCCUCUUACGGAAGACAACUCUGUCGCCGUUCUCUCCGCACACAACGUCACUGUAGGUAUUGGCAUAGAGGAGCAAUGGGCUUCCGUAAAUUUGCGCUUCGACGCCGCCUGGGCGGCACUCGAGGCAAAGGAGACUCUUUCCAAGGCUGAGGCGAUUGCCCUUGCAUCUGUGAACCUCGAACGGCUCUUGGGCGUUCAAACUCCUAUUGCAGACCUCAUUGCUCUUAAGGGAGGCUCGUUCUUCGACUUCGAGAGCAAGGUCGUCGGCGUCAUUUCUCCUCAGCGAAAGGUGGUGGAAUUAUUGCCCGAGGUUGCAUGA